AUGCGGCGCCUCCUUUGUCGGCUGUCCACUGACCCGCCUUACUACCGUAGCCGUCCUCCUUGGAAGGAGGCGGCCUUCCUUCGGACCGCCCAUCUCUUCUCCAACUUUCCUCGUCUUUUCCUUCCUUCAUCCCUAUCCUACGGCUUUGUUCUGCUUAUUUACGCCGAGGGUACUGUAUUUCAAAAAUAAUACUCUCUGAUUAUUCGGGAUGGCUGGUGAUACCAUCGCUUUUAACCAUAUUUUGGGCCAGGUUUGUUAAUUUUUCGCAUUUUUCUGUAAAUCUUCGGGUCGCAUAGAGCAUGGGCUCAACGCUAUGAUUUGUGUUGGGACUUCUGUUUUGACGCCGAACCGUUUUUGGUCGGCUGCACUUUUUUGAGCGUCUUUUGAGACUUUAAACAUGUGACCAUCUUUUUUUAACAAUUUAUAAGAUUUCUGGAAUAUUUAUAUACUUCUCAUCUAUUUUUUUUUUUUGGCUUUUGAUUCAUAUCAAAUUUUACCAUUUACCUCGCUUCUCGCUUGUUUUUUUGUUUUUUUAAAGCCAAAAAUAUCAAAUUUUGCUCAGCUAGUGUUUCAAAUAUACAGAGAAGACGAAACUCCUGGAGAAAAAUUUUUUUCAAUUAUUUUAUUCAUCACAAAAAAAUCUUGAUUCUGAACUUUUUUUUAUUAUUUCAAGGUUUUUCAUAUUUUUUUCUGACUCUUAAAAAGCUUAAAACAUCUAUUUUUUUGUCAAGCUAGUUAAUUAACAAUCAAUUUUUUUCUUUUUCUUUCAUUUUUUUAAAUUGAAUUACAAGGCGUAAUCUCAACGCUUUGGAAAAAGCUCAACAAUUUAUAAUUUUUUUCUGAAACAGUUUUGUAAUAUUUAAUCGACCUGUUGUUGAAGUAUAUUAAGAGGAAAAAAAAAGCUAUUCUCUUGGAUUUUCCUCAAUUUUUCGUCUUUUUAAAGGAUUGAUCAAAGUUCAUCAUUAAAAACGGAAAGUCCUGUUUUAAAAAUGAGCAGUUUCGAAUUUGAGAUUCUUUGGACUUUUUUUUUUGUAGAAAUGGCAUUCUUUCAUCCUGGUAACCAUUAAGGGGCUCGAAAAAAGGCUAAAAAAUCGAAUUUAUUGAAAUAUUUUCUUCAGAACUUUAAGAAUAAGAACGCUUCAACGAAUCGAACAAUUUUCUAAAAAAGACUGGAAAGAAGGUCGUUUUUUCGAGUUUGACCCAUUUUUUCCUCCAAAAAAGCCUAAAAAUCAAAUUUGAUCGAUAAAAACGAAACGUUCGCACUUUAAAGGGGCGCGUCAACCAGCUCGGCGGCGUUUUCAUCAACGGCCGUCCGUUGCCUCAACAUGUACGCGUCAAAAUCAUCGAAAUGGCUUCGAAAGGCAUCAAGUUUGUUUUUUUUCGGAAUUUUUCUCGAGUUUUCUGAAUUUUGUAUGUUUUUCAAGGCUUGAGCUUCAAAAUUCGCAGUUUUAAAACAUUCUAAAAAGUCCAUUUUUUUAAGCUAGAAAUUAAAAAAAUUGUAGGUGUGAUUCUCAUAAAAUUGUUCAUUAUCAGUCAUUUUUCUCUCUUUUCUAUUUUUCUUUUUUUUAAUCUUGCUGAAGGCUAGUUUUCAAAAAAACCGAUCCUAAAUAUUAUCCGAGUUGAGCUAAAAGUUGAGAAAACUUGGUUUACAGUUUUUGAAAAUCUAUUUUUGUUUUUAGUUUUUUUCAGCCCUGUUACAGCAUUUUCAAAGUUGUUCCCAUUUAUAAUCGGAAAUUUAUAAUAUUCUUUAAUUUUAUUCGAUAAUUAUUCCAGACCCUGCCACAUCAGCCGCCAACUUCGAGUCUCCCAUGGAGCCGUCUCGAAAAUCCUCAAUCGGUAUGCUGAAACGGGAUCGAUUUCGCCUGGACAUGUGAGAUUUUAUUUUCAUUGGAUUUUAUUGGUUUGAAAAUUUCUCCACAUUAUAAAAAUGAACGCGAAAUUUUUUUUUUCGACUUUUUUUUUGGUUUUUUUGACUUUCGUAUGCUUUCCUGUGCCUAUCUUGUACUAGGUCGUUUCAAAAAGUACCGUAAUCGUUUUCGUUUGUUAGACUACCGUAGGGCUUACAGUAAUCAUUGUUCUUAUUGAAAACAUAUUUUUUCUUUUGAUGACGUCAGAAGAAAUGAAGAGAAAAUUGGUCUUUCAGUGUUUGAAGAUGAAAAAAUGGGCCACCGUUUACAGUAAUUUUUAAAUCUUUACAGUAAUCUUCAAAAACUGUUACAGUCAUCCUCAAAACCCGUUACAUUAACCCUCAAAACCGUUACAGCAAUCCUCAAAAACCUUCACAGUAAUCCUCAAAGACCGUUACAGUAAUACUCAAAAACCGUUGCAGUAAUCAAAAAAUCCAAUUCCGAUUCAAAAUCGUGUAGAAAAUUAGGAUCUAUAUGGAAAAUUAUAAAAUUCUUGUUUUAUAUUCCUAAACUCAAGUUCUAUCGCUCGAAAAAAGUUUUUUGGUCCACCUCAAAAUUUAUUCAAAAAUUCGAAUUUUCGCGCUCUUUUCCCCGGCCAGCCAGGUGGUUCCAGCUAUCAACAACCCUAUCCCUUCCUUAUUUUUCUGUCAGUAGAAAAUCCCCAACUCGGUUACGGUAGCCUCGGUGAAGAUGAAAAAGGGAAGGCGACAGCUGUCUGCCGCGGUGGCUGUUGCAAAAUCGCCACGGGUGGUCGUCCCCCGAUUUCUUUUCUUCCCUUUCUUAGUCAAUCUACUGUUUCCUACCUGAAUACCUUAGUAGGUAGGUAGACCUAUCAAUCUUCCUAUUUUCAAGAAUUUGAAGCGAAAAACAACUGCAGUUCAUUAAUAAAAAAAAAAGGAAAAGAAGUUAUUUUUGAUGUGGAUCUUUGACUCGAAAUACACGGGAAAUAAAAAGGGAGCCUAGAAAUUGGAAUUUUGGGACAUUUUCACCAUUAGACUGGUUUUUUUCUUCCAGAAAAAUAGCAAAGAAUCAGAAAAAUUGGGGUUACGGUACGGUAUACUGUAAGGCUUAAAAUAGCUCCUUUCCGGUAAGAAAGUUCAAAUUGACUACGUUAUCCGUAUUUUCUCCAGUUGAUACCUUUUUUGAAGAAAAUUAAGUUUCAUAACUUGAAUUUAGGAAUAUAAAACAGAACUUCUAUAGAUUGUUUAUAGAGAUCUAAAUUUCUAGGACUGUUUGAACCGGAAUUUGAAUUAAUAAAAGAAAAAUUAUUCAAAUAGGCGUAAAAGGGGGUUCGCUGCAAAGUUGCUCCAUUGACACACUUUUUUUCAAAACGCCAAAAAUUUUUUUCACUUUUUUUUUCUUUUUCUUCUUGUCUUUAUCUCACGUUUUUUUGUUUCUGUUCUUUUUUAUUCGUAUAUACCGACGCUUGGCUCAGUUCUGGUCAGAAAUACGAGAAUUUCAAUCAUCUUAAUGUUUUAAAUGUUUUUUUGUGCAGAUAAUUUUCAAGUUUGGAUCAGUAAUAUAUACUUUUAUCUGAUUUAUCAUGUUAAAAUGAUUAUUUGUCGAUUUUAACUUUUGAAAUUUGAAGAUCGGCGGCAAUCCGAAGGCUCGAAGUACAGUCCAAGCUGUUGAAAAAAACAACUUUUGCUCGUUUUCGACCAAAAAUCCGGAUAUGGGCGCCUCGGAACUCCGCGAACAGUUGAUUCAGCAAGGUUUGUGAUUUUUGAAGUAUUUUUGGAAAAGUAGAAUUUGAAAUUUUCUGAAAAUUUUCGGUUUUUGUGUGGAAGAAGUACAUAAAAACACGUUUUUCAAAGGUUUUUAAAUUAUUAAACUCGAAACUGCACCAUUUUUGAAUGAAGUGUUCAUUUAACUUUUCUAAAAUCGAUUUUUUAAAUUUUUAAUGGACUUUCUAACAAAAGAAAUUCUCUCUGAAUCCAUGAAUCCUUCCAUUUUCUACGCCUAUUGCCCAAUUUACGGGCCCUCACGGGCAGACGUAAAUUGCAUAAUCCGCCACGCGUCUGUAAAGUGCAAACGGUUGUGGCGACCUUGCUUUUAUUAUAUUUUAGCCUAGGCGCGUAAAAUUAUGUAACUAAAGACAUAAAAUAUAUUUUAUUGUUCCAGAAAUUUGCACGAGAAGUUCGGCGCCCACAAUUUCUGCCAUCAAUAGGCUGAUUAAAAGUCGCGGAUGUUUGAAAGAGAAAAAGGAGAAGCCGAAACGGCUCAGCUACAGUAUCGACAGUAUCCUCGGCAUUUCUAUCGGUAAUUUUUUCUUGCAAAAAUUUUUUUCGAAUCCUUAUCAUAGUGAUAAGAACGCGCGCGGUGACCUAUACGCGCCAGCCGCGAUUAGCCGUCACAUGGGGGUAUAGCUCAGUGGCAGAGCAUUCGACUGCAGAUCGAGAGGUCCCCGGUUCAACUCCGGGUGCCCCCUACUUCCUUUUGCCAUUUUCUUCGCUUGAACUGCUUUGAUUGCUUUUCUCACGAUUCCGCGUCCUUCAUCAAUUUUCGUAUGUUGCACCUUUACUGUACAGUAAUCGAAAAGGAAACGGCUUGAUUUGAAUCGCGGAAAAAAAAAGUGCCGCGCGCUUCGCAGAUUGUGGCUGUCAAAGUGGAACACUUUUUUCGUGCGCCUGUAUGCGUAAGGGUUACUGUAGUAAGAGAAGGUUUUCAAAGUGCGGGUAGUGAGGUUUUUGAAGUGAGGGGAAGUGUGAAGAAAAAGUUGAAAAGUUCAUUUUUGACUUCAAAAAUUAGAUUUUAAGGACAGGUUGGUACAUUAUAAUAGUGUUGAGACUGUGAAAUAAGGUUUGGGGGUUAUUUGGUACGUUAAUCUAGUUCAAAAACUCACACAUGACUUCAUUAAUUAACCUUUUUUGACUCUAAAAAAUCAUACUGAGUAGCGGGAAAUUAAAAAAAAAUACCCUGAGCGACAAUUUUUUUGAAGAGCACAUAUCCAGCUCUUAUAGGGGACGAAAAAGUGGUUCCUAUAGAGGUAAAAUUUAAGUGGUCCCUAGAGGGGUUUGGAGUCUGACCCCUUAGCCCCUAAAGCUUGAGUGGUCCCUAUAGGGGUCUUUCAACUUCAUUUGAAAAACGCCUUUUUAUAUUUAAUUUUUCCCAUGUAAAUGCUUCGUCGCAAUGAGUACUUAAAAGUAUGGGGGCCACUUACUAAAAACCCCUAUAGGGACCACUUUAGCAAGCUCUAUUCGCCCUCUAGAGUUUGGUAAGUGGUCAUUGGAGGGGACCCUCCAAGGUGCCCUCAUGUUGCCCCUAUAGGGACCCCUCUGAAAAUUUUUUUCUUUAUUUUUUCUUGAAAAAAACCUUUUCCGAAAAAUUCAGUUUUAUGUUUUAAAACGGUAAGAUCAUUCCAGAAAAAUAUCAAUUUAACUGAAAAUUUCAUUACCCAUUUUCUCCAAAUUUUAACCUGGGUUACGGUAGAACGAGUCUCUCCGUCUGUUUCACACCAUUUUCACAGCGCCGCCGAAAAACAUAUACGCCACUUAAUCGCCUCGUUUAAAUCAACCCCGCCUGAGGCGGCGCCGUCGUCGUCGGUGAUAAGGAAAGGUGAUAAGAAGGGUGAUGAGAAGCGUUAACGAGAUGAUCCAAAGUGUUAUGGGCCUGGGAACGCCGGCAUCGGCUACCGUAAGCCUUAAACAAUAAGGAAAAAAAAAUAGUAGUUGAUUUUUGAAUGGCCUUUUGGCUGAGUGUGACCUUUGUAAAAGGGGGAUAUUUUUUACCUGAAUUUUAGCGGAAGUUAGAAAGUUAGUUUCGAAGUCAUAAAAACAUGAUAAUGCCGGGAAAAAAAUGGUUGCCGUAAAAUUUAGAUAAUUAAAAUUAUUUUUUUGAAGAUUAAUUUUUCUUCUUUCUUACUAACAGCGUCGCUUGUUCCAAACGAUAUUGAUUUUUUAUAACGUCAUAAUUUUUUUUUAUAAAAAAUGGUUUUCAAACUCCAGUAUGUUAUCCCUUCAAGAACCAGAAAAUAGCCUUUUUUAUUUUUUCGUGCUCAAAAAUUAACGUCAUCAUUUUGACUGAUUCAUCAAGAUUUCUUCAAAAAACUUGCAUAUUUUUUUUUCGUCCCUCAGAAGUUACCUCAUUAUUCAAGUUCGCACUGUUUAAUGACGUCAUUUAACCUCGGAAUCCCAACCUAUCCAUGUCCCUCACAAAUAGAUCGUUUCCAAAGAAAUCUUUAGUAGCCUAUGAUUUGCUCUUCUCACGCCAACCGUGUACAACGGGCGCGGCUAAAUUGCCCGCGAAAACGAUGCGAUUUGAAUAGAAUCGUAGUGGAAGUGAGGAGUUGAACGGAAGGAAGAAGUGAUAGUUAAGUUUGAAUGGAAUCGAAAUGGAACAAGGGAAAAAAAAAGCGAUGCGUUCAAUGUCACACACAAAAGACAGACGUAGCCGGGCGCCAAUAUGGCUGUCGGUGGAUAGUUUUCAGAGGGGUUACGGUAGUUUGGAUGGCAUUUUUGAGGGUUUUGGAAGAAUUUUUAGGGUUAAGAAAUAUUUUUGAGUUUACCUUGAGAGUCAUAAGGUUCCUGGAGCUGGUAGAUGAACUUAUAAGAUUUUUUGAAAUAAAUUCAGAAAGAUUUAAUUGAAAUUUGAGGAUGGAAAGGUUAUUUUUCAAACUGUUUUUAAGGUUGAUUACUACGGCUUUUCAUAAAUUUCUUGAUCUAGGUUGAGAAUUUUAAUUCUACUCAAUUUUUAAAAUGUUCUAUGAACUGAAUUUUUUUUUGAGAAACGAAAAUUGGAUUUUUUUUUUUAAGUUGAAGCGGUCUAUCUCCAUCUCAAAGCAAAGUUGAGAAACUAAAGAGGUACUGAAAUUAUUUUGUAACAUUUUAAUCAAUAUUUUGACCGCUUUGAGCCUUUAGUUCUUUCAGAAUGGAUCACAAUGUAGUGAGACUCCUCCAAGCCCAAAAACUACGCCACAUAAUUAAUUAAGGUAGAUCGAUUAGAGACCUACAGGUGCGAUAUUUCGCGCAGCAGCAGCAAGGCCCCAGUGAGUCAAUAAAAAUAAAUCGGACACCCGCCGCAAUAAAUUAGCGAAUUAGUGUGACUUUCGCGUUGAUUCCCAACGGCGAUAGGUCCACGAAACUUUUGCAAUAAACAAUUGGCUUCUGAUAUCGAUCUUGAAGCGAGUAUAUAUCGUUGCCCCGACAAUUAGGUAACACCUAACGUCUUCCUCUUCCUCCUCUUAUUCAACGUCUUCUUCGUAGGAUUCGCGCAACAUCGUAAAUUUGUUCUAAACGACUGUCGCUCGCGCCCGCGCGCGUACCGUUCAUUAACUCGUCGUUUCCCCGUUUUUUGGCAACUUUUUUUUGGGAGGGGUAGUUUAGAGGAAGAAUGGGAUGUUUUGGUUUGGAAAGGGGGAAGGAUAAUAUUAUUGGAGUUUGAGGAUUUUAUGUAGAUCUGGAGAGUUCAGAAGCUGUCAAGGAGGCUUUUGAAAAGUUAGUGAGCUUGAAGAAGCUGUCAGAAGCAACUGCACCUUUUUAAGAGCUUGAUCUGAAAUUUCUAGGUACAUAGACAUAUCGCUUUCCAAGUUUUCACUCUAUCUGGAGGUUCUAGAAGCUUCAAGGUUCGUUUGCCAAUUAGAGCCAACCUGACCUUUCUAAAAUUUUCGAAACGACUUUUGAAAUUAUUAAAAGGCUUCCCAACGGUUUGAAAUUUUAACAAAGUCUCCAGAAGCUUUAUGACAUUUUUUAACCAUUUGAGGUUGAUAUUAAAACUUUUACAAAUUCUAGACGAUUUUAACAGUUUUUAAUGGAUCUGAAGCAUUCUAAGCUUUGCAGAAAAAAAAAAUCAAAAACUCGAGCAUAUGGCCCAACUAAAUCUGCCAGUCUGUUCGGGACCUCCUUCCAGGAAGGCCCGGACAACUAUCAAUUAGUUUGGACCGACCUCAUCCGCGAAAAACGGCGCCACUUCAAACAUAUGGCAUCAUGAGUUGGCUAAUCCGUUUUGCGGAAGCGAAGUUAGAGGUCUUCGGACGAUCAGGACAAUUGAUCAAAGGGCCGACCUGUCAGAUGGAUUAAGAGGAGAUCUUUUUUACCUGUUGAGGGAUUACCGAUAAGCCUUGGAACGUGUCUUUGUAAAUAGGAAAUGAGCGGAAAUUGAAGUUUUUGGAAAGGGGCAUGGAGUUUGAGUAGAAUUUAGUUCGUGAAUUUUUUAAAUAAAAUUAUCCUUUAAGUUUGGAAUAUCUACCAGCUCUUAACUAUGUUUUGAGGUUGGAGAAAGCUUUUGGAAAAUAAUCAGUAAAUUUGAAAACUCUAGGAGUUCAAUAGAAGGUCAAGAAGCUCUUUCAUCGUUUUAAAAAUCAAUUCAAGCCUCAAGAACUUUUACAUUUGAUUGAAAAAUUCAUCUACACAUUUCUCAAGUCAGGAUAUGCUUUUUUAAGGUACUGAAAAUGAUCUUAGACUUUCAGAACCCUUGAAAAGUCCUUUAUAAAGUUGAAAACCUCCUUAUCUUACGAAAAUCAGUCGUGCACUCUCAAAAAAUUUCCAUAUCAAGUAGACAACUAUCACACCUCGGUCAAAAGAGGUUAACUCGAGUGUAAAUCAACCGAGAAUCGAGCGCGGCGAGAUCAAAUGAGGCACAAUGAUUGUAUCGAUAGACGCCUCCGUUGUCGUCAAAAAUCAAGGGGUUCACACGUGCCAAACGUCUGGGGUGAAUCAUUUACGCAAGGCUCAAGGCUACCGUAGUUUUACUUUUUUCAGAGGGAAUUUUUGAGGGUUUUGAAGUUCGUAAGGUGUUUACUAGUCUUUGGAAGCUGUGCACUCAAAUCUACCUCCUCGAUUUAUUUUAUUCCUUUGCUUCCAGACGACUGCAAGUCCUCAUCUUCAUCAUCCGACGACGACUGCACGUCUCCCACAGAGUCUUCGAGAAGGAAUCGGACUUCGUUCAGCGCCGAGCAAUUGGAAGCCCUGGAGACGGCUUUCAAGGCCAACACGUAUCCAGACCAGGCCGAACGUGAGGCCAUCGCCAGAGAGGCCGGCCUCAGCGAGGACAAAGUCGUGGUAAGUAAGGCCAGCUGAGCCGCGGAACCGAUAGAAAUGUAGGCGCUGCCAAAUUUGAAGGAAGUUAGGGCGCUGCCAAAUUUGAAGAAAAUCCAGGCGCUGCCAAUUUUGAAUAAAGUUUAGGCGCUGCCAAUUUUGAAUAAAGUUUAGGCGCUGCCAAAUUUGAAGAAAGUUUAGGCGCUGCCAAAUUUGAAGAAAGUUUAGGCGCUGCCAAAUUUGAAGAAAAUCCAGGCGCUGCCAAUUUUGAAUAAAGUUUAGGCGCUGCCAAUUUUGAAUAAAGUUUAGGCGCUGCCAAUUUUGAAGAAAAUCCAGGCGCUGCCAAUUUUGAAUAAAGUUUAGGCGCUGCCAAUUUUGAAUAAAGUUUAGGCGCUGCCAAUUUUGAAUAAAGUUUAGGCGCUGCCAAAUUUGAAGAAAAUCCAGGCGCUGCCAAUUUUGAAUAAAGUUUAGGCGCUGCCAAUUUUGAAUAAAGUUUAGGCGCUGCCAAAUUUGAAGAAAGUUUAGGCGCUGCCAAAUUUGAAGAAAGUUUAGGCGCUGCCAAAUUUGAAGAAAAUCCAGGCGCUGCCAAUUUUGAAUAAAGUUUAGGCGCUGCCAAUUUUGAAUAAAGUUUAGGCGCUGCCAAUUUUGAAGAAAAUCCAGGCGCUGCCAAUUUUGAAUAAAGUUUAGGCGCUGCCAAUUUUGAAUAAAGUUUAGGCGCUGCCAAUUUUGAAUAAAGUUUAGGCGCUGCCAAUUUUGAAUAAAGUUUAGGCGCUGCCAAUUUUGAAGAAAAUCCAGGCGCUGCCAAAUUUGAAGAAACUUUAGGCGCUGCCAAAUUUGAAGAAACUUUAGGCGCUGCCAAAUUUCGAGGAAGCUUAGAAAAUUAAUGACGAAGGAAGUGCGCUCUAUAGUUAUUCGAAAAACCAUUCGCAUUUUCUGGGGAGCAUUUUAAUUUGUUUUUCUGUAUAUUUUGUUUUGUUGUUAAAAAAUUCACAGAUUUUCAUGAAAAAUUUACUUUUCAUUUUCUUUUUCAGACUUGGUUCUCCAAUCGGCGAGCACGGUGUCGGAAGCACAUGCCUCUGUAUCCGCAGGUCUUUCCGGCGAUGGUUCAGACUUCUCCAGUUACACCGGUAUGUUUUUGUCUUAUUACCAUAGAUAUGUACAGUAACAUUGAGAGAAAAAGGUUUGAAAGCUCGAGAAUUCAUUUUCAGAAUCAGUUACUUUUUUUUUUUAAACCUGUAGAAGAAUUUAGUUUGUCAUACUGUACAAAAUUCAAAUUUUCAGCAAAUUCCCUAUCAGCCGAUGACGUCGCCAAUGUCGAUGUUCAUUCCGACGUUUCCGAACCUCCAGAAUCUUCAGAAUCUCCAGAAUCUCCAAAACCCUCUCAUUUUCCCAUCGGCUUUCUUCGCCCCGACCUCUUCUUCAGUUUCUCCCAAGUCUUUUGAAUGA
Molecule: messenger RNA, 10324 nt
Organism: Caenorhabditis auriculariae
Lineage: Eukaryota; Metazoa; Nematoda; Chromadorea; Rhabditida; Rhabditidae
Source: the annotation of a GenBank genome assembly